Messenger RNA from Bombyx mori (domestic silkworm), 3046 nucleotides. RefSeq lists its product as uncharacterized. Bases 181 to 2442 code for a protein of 753 amino acids. The record is from RefSeq and is a predicted model, not a curated record. The transcript is spliced from 2 exons. NCBI's taxonomy places the organism in Eukaryota, Metazoa, Arthropoda, Insecta, Lepidoptera, Bombycidae. Gene Ontology annotation, cellular component: nucleus. Gene Ontology annotation, molecular function: DNA binding.
AGUGUCUCAAACAGAAGUGCGUCGAAGUAGGUUAUUUUGUUUCGCGAAAACUUUUCAGGUACUCUAUACAAUAAUAUGAUUAAUUUCGGUGGAUAUUAAUUCAACAAAUGCUUUUUGUUUGACAAUAUAGUGUAACUAUCUACUUAUCCUAGUUUUCCUAUUGUUUGAAGGACAAUCAAGAUGGACAAGCCACGAAGGAAAUAUAAAGAUUACGACGACAGCUUGCUAGAAAUUGCGGUAGGACUCGUAGAAAAUAAGAAUAUUUCGUCAUACGAGGCAGAAAAACAAUUUGGUAUCCCUCGCCGCACGAUUUUAAAUAAGGUCAAACAAAGACACACAAAAAGAGUUGGCUGUCCUACCAAACUGCCACUAGCUGAUGAAAAGAAAAUUACAAGCUGUUUGAUUCUAUGUGGAGAAUAUGGGUAUCCCCUUACCUGCUUUGAACUAAGGUCAAUAGUACACGACUAUUUAGUUAAAAAUGGACUCACUUAUCUUUUUAAUAACAAAAUGCCCGGCCAGAAGUGGGUAAGGAACUUUUUGAAACGCAACAAAAAUAUUCUGACUGUGCGGUCUACAACAAAUAUAAAGGAAUCUCGGGCCAGAAAAAGCAUACAAGACUACAAUACUUAUUUUGAGAACCUUAAAAUUUCUCUUCAUAAUGUUAAACCAGAUGAUAUAGUGAACUAUGACGAGACAAAUUUUUCUGACAACCCGGGAUCCCAAAAAUGCAUAUUUAAAGCAGGCACUAAACAUCCAAAUAAAACUUUAAAUAGCACCAAAACUGCAAUAUCAGUCAUGUUUUCGGCUACAGCCAGUGGAGUAAUAUUCCCACCGUAUGUGGUAUAUAAAGCUGAUAAUUUAUGGACAAACUGGUGUACUAAUGGUCCUAAAGGAACCAGAUAUAACAAAACCAAAUCUGGCUGGUUUGAUUCGGAAACGUUCGAAGAUUGGUUUAAUACCAUAAUUAUUCCAUGGGCAAAGAAAUCUACAGAUCCUAAGGUCUUGAUCGGAGACAAUUUAUCAUCACAUAUAAAUAUAAGCAUAAUAACAAAGUGUCAAGAAAAUAAUAUAAGAUUUAUUUUCUUGCCACCCAAUUCGACACAUCAUACUCAACCUCUCGAUGUGGCCUUUUUCGGCCCAUUAAAGAGAGAAUGGAGAAGAAUUUUAAUGGACUACAAAGUUCGACACCCAAGCGCAAAUACCUUAAAUAAACAAAUAUUCCCCGAAUUACUAAAUAUACUACUGGAUGCCUCGAAACUUACACAAAGUAAAAAUAUAAUUAGCGGAUUUCGUGCCACUGGGAUACAUCCUAUUAAUCCAGAAGCUGUACUAAAGAAAUUGCCAGAUUAUCGCAGGCUUCAAACCGUGACUUAUGACGAGACCUUUGUCAACUAUUUACAAAAUUUGAGAACUCCGGCUACCCAUCAAAAAAGAACUGCAAAUAAAAAACUAAAUACAGAACCUGGAAAAUCUGUAAGUGUUAAUGAUUUGAAUGAAAAACUUAACAAACGGGCUAAUAAAGUAAAAAAUAAUAAAAAGACAAGUACCAUUACCGAAAAGAUUCAGUUACAACCGGAUAUCGCAGACAUUUCUACUGCUAUUUUAGACCGUAAUUUAAACAAUAUUUUAUCAAAUGCUAGACAAGAUUUAUCACCUCAUUCAGAUGAUAGCAAACUUAUUACUAAUGUAAAAGUUCAUGCUGAAGUACAUAGAAAUAAGGGUAUGGAUUCAUUUGAUAUGGUACAAUCUAACAAUACGACUUACAAUAUUCAACCAGGAGUUGUUGUAGAUGUCGAUAAAAAUGUAUAUUUAUCAAAUAACCGAACCUUAUUCAAAAAUAUUUCUAAUAUUGAUAAAACAGAAGCCACUGAAACUAUAACUAAAAAUUUAAUUAUCUCUGAUAUAACUAUAAAAUCUGCAGAUAGAAUAUCACUUGAUGAUAGCUCUUUAAACAGCGCUGGUAAUCAAAAUGUUCAUGUUGAUGUCAUUUCAAAAAGUAGGAAAAGAAGUACAAGUUCGGAAAGCUCAGGAACAUAUUCCGUUCACGAUUCGUCUUGUGAUGAACAUUUUCUUCCAUCUAUAAGUGACACAGAAACUUAUUUAGAAGAAAUGUCUGAAGAAAUGGAACAAUGUACUGAAAAUGAAAAUGAUGAUUGUGAAAUCCGUGUUGGUAAAUAUAUUCUUGUAAAAUUUGCUACGCCAAAGUUGGAUAAAUAUUAUAUUGGUCUAGUAAUUAAGCAUAAUAAUUUGAAUCAUAUAUAUACUAUAAAAUAUUUAAGAAAGAAUACCAAUGAUACAUUUUACUGGCCAGUAGUUGAUGAUGUCUCAGAGAUAACUUUGCUUGAUGUAGAAAAAAUACUGCCAAAUCCGCAAGUUGGUCGUCGAGGCGUACUGAACUUUGAUUUAGAUAAUUUAAGCAUGUAUAUUUCAAAAAUUUAUUGAAAUGUGAUUCAGAGCUCUUAUUUUUUUACUUUGAUUUUGUUUUUAUAUUUCUAAAAUAACUUGUUUUAUUUGUAUUACGUAUUGUUAACAAGUUGGAUGCACACGACAGCAAUUGUAGCAUUGACUACGAUGCGAUGCGAAAGUUCGUAUAUUAAUAUAGUACGGUCGCUAUCACAGACCAAUUUUGACGUCGAUUGCAAUGCGAUGGCAAUUCAAGUCAGUUAAAUUCCUGCCACGUAUAUCCACCCAGUUUGAAACUCAACUUAAUUAUGAUACAUAGAUUUUUUUUACGUUUUUAUUAUCUUUAUUUAAGAGCUCAGCUCUUGUCGAUGGAGCAACAAGUGAUUAAUAGCUCCACGUACUAUCAGGAUCGGUUAAGACUACAAUGGCUUUAUUUUAAUUUAAAAAAAUAGUAGUAAAGAUAGGAUUAAUAAAAAGUUACUAUCAUUUUGUUAGUAGGUACCUUUGUUUGAAGAAUAUUUUAAUUAUUAUAAUUAUUAAUAAAAUGCCUUCCAAAAGUUUUUUAAGACUGAUUAAUUUCUAGUAAAUACUACUCGUAGUGACUGAUUAAGUGUACUUGAAUAAUAAAUUAAAAUGGUUAAUA